AUGCAGUUCUAUUCGGCAGUUCUUGUUGUGAUCGGUAUUGUUGGGGUGUUUGCAAUAGAAAGUGGUGUACAUCAACUGCCAAUUCAGUUGAUCGGUGAUCUUGAGCAGGAUCUACGACCGUUAGUGGUUGAUUCAAACCAGCUGUCUACGGAUGGAUAUGACGUCUACCCUGGACAAUUCCCGUACCAUGCUCGGUUGUUUACUGAGCGCGAAGGUUUAGGUGGUACUGUCCUGACUGACGGGUCCCUCAUCACACCGAAUUACAUCCUUACGAGAGCAGCGGGCAGAAAUUUAACUACUUAUGGAUAUGCAAUUUUGGGUAUCGGCGAUGGAAGCAGCAAAGAAACUCAGCAGAAAAUCAACUUCUCCCGAAAUGCUACGCAGCUACAUCCCAUCCACGACAUCGCUACAGUUCGUCUAGAUCAUCCUGUUACCUUCACCAAGUAUGUGCAGCCAAUUCGUUUGCCCAGACUAUCCGACUCCCGCACGUAUGAGAUGAUGGAAGGCACCAACGUUGGAAUGAGUUACCAACGCCCUGCCCGAGAAGGACCACUGAUAUAUUUGCGUAAUCAGAUAAUGUCGAACGAUGGUUGUAAUAAGCAACAUCCUUAUCGAUCCAUACUUUCUAAUGAAAUUUGCACGAAUGCAUACGUAGGAGGAGCAUUAUGUGGUGAAGUGUACGGUUCUGGGUUAAUCGUUGAGGAUGAGAAUGGGUCAACAUUGGUUGGAGUUAUGUCUGCAAUUUAUGGAUGUGACCUGAACUAUCCUAUGAUUUUUUAUCGUUUAUCUGAGUAUCGUGAAUGGAUCAGUACGAACUCGGACUAUGUGUUUGAUUUUUAA
This is a messenger RNA of Anopheles marshallii, 840 nucleotides long. Its product is annotated as collagenase-like. The transcript has a single exon. NCBI's taxonomy places the organism in Eukaryota, Metazoa, Arthropoda, Insecta, Diptera, Culicidae. Gene Ontology annotation, molecular function: serine-type endopeptidase activity. Gene Ontology annotation, biological process: proteolysis. Bases 1 to 840 code for a protein of 279 amino acids. The record is from RefSeq and is a predicted model, not a curated record.